AUGAGUUACCUACCCGACGCGGAGAUUGACGCACUCAUUCGUGAGGACGAGGAGCGGCGCGCCGGCCGCGGCAACAUUUCCAUAGCCGAACUAUUUAGUGUGCCAACGCCACCGGCUGUGAAGCCACCGACUCCACCACCUCCGAAGAAGAAGUUAAGAGGCCUCAUCUGUGAAAUGCUACCAGUAGAGGAUGAGGAGUUUUUAUGUGAUGAAUACGAUGAACUGGCCCGUUCCCCUAAUGAUAUGGACAGGUGGGUGGGACAUCAUCGGGAUCCUCCUCCGCCGCACUACAGUGGCCCGGUGCUGACUCUUAAGUCAUGGGGGCCGUACACCCGUUUUGAAGUUUUGUCGAGCCUUCCCCCGGUGCCACCACGAUUCGAUGGAAAGAAGAAGGUUUGUAAUCGAAGUCGGCAUUACCCUAGACCCGCCCUUCCAAAGUGUAAUAAAUCUUUAGACCAGAAAAAACAGUCUAAUUCUUUGUGGUUGUGGAAGCGUAGCAUGGGUUUUCUUAGCGAAGAGAAUCGGUCAACUGGUGUGACUGAAAAUCAGUAG
This is a messenger RNA of Trypanosoma brucei brucei TREU927, 552 nucleotides long. RefSeq lists its product as hypothetical. The record is from RefSeq and is a predicted model, not a curated record. NCBI's taxonomy places the organism in Eukaryota, Euglenozoa, Kinetoplastea, Trypanosomatida, Trypanosomatidae. Bases 1 to 552 code for a protein of 183 amino acids. The transcript has a single exon.